This is a messenger RNA of Diachasmimorpha longicaudata, 3598 nucleotides long. It is a transcript of the gene Nrt, whose product is annotated as neurotactin. Lineage: Eukaryota; Metazoa; Arthropoda; Insecta; Hymenoptera; Braconidae. The coding region runs from base 287 to 2479 and encodes 730 amino acids. The transcript is spliced from 3 exons. The record is from RefSeq and is a predicted model, not a curated record.
UUUUCGGAAGUGAAUCAUUCAACAGUAAUGCGAAUGUGUCAACAUAACCUGUCUGCAUAACUAGAUAUUGCCGACAACUGUCACAAUUCAUUGUGUGACGGUACCAUUGGCUCAAAAGUGUACACUUAUUCUUACCCUAUAAAGAAGAAAAAAAAAAGCAAAGAACAUCUGCCCAAGCGUCCUACCCUUAUUGUACGUGUCGUAUACGAAUUUGGCAUCAGUGCUACAUCUUACGUGCAUCAUUUACUGGGACAAAUCCACUGAACCAAAGACAAUUGAUGAAAAGAUGACUCGUCCCGAGUUAGAGAAAACCGACCGCAACACUACAGAUAAAAAGGAAAUAGCCGACGAGGAGCGAGAAAAGAUGCUGAACGAGGAGAAUGAGAAAAAUAGGGGGGCUGAAGCAGCCACAAUAACCCCUUCACCGUUGUCAUCAAAUGCUGAUGUUGAGCCACGUAAAAAAAAAAUUCCCAUUGGAGGGAUAAAAAUGCCGGGCUUUUGUCGACCCAAAAGCAAGGAGGAUUUCCCACGGGAUGAAGAUGCAGAACAGGCAACUGGUGAACCAACUGACGUGGGAAUUUUAGACGCGAUGAGACGUCCCCUGGUGAAUGUCCUGGCCAGUAUAAAAAAAAACCGACCCGAUGGAGAAUUAUCGGGAUCGGGAGCAUCAACAGGACUGGCCCUGGCUGAGACACUUGAUGGAAUUGGAGAUAAAACUAAUGACACAGUAGCACCAGCUGAAGAUGGUAUGGAAACCGUGAGACUGGAUAGUGGCAAUGAUGGGGCGGAAUUUACCGAGGAGAAAAUGAAUCCUCAAAAACCUGGAGUCCUUCAGUCUCUAUUAUCCACUGCACGAAGAAAUCAGGUAGUCACUGGAGUGAUUCUAGCUGUUCUGCUAAUAGUAGUCGUGAUAAUUGGAGUGGCUUGUACUGGACCUCGUAGAAUAAUUAUUCAACCACUCAAAGAUGGAAAAUAUAUGGAGGCAGUGACGUCUUGUGGUAUGGUUCAGGGUAUCCUGGAGGAUGGAGGCUUUGCUUUUCGUGGAAUUCCAUAUGCUGUACCACCAGUCAACGGCCUGAGAUGGCGAUCUGCUCAAGCUCUCAAUCGAAUCGAGUACUGUUGGAAUGAAACUUACCUUGCACACAAUUCAUCCAAUUCCUGCUGGCAAAGAGAUGCCCUUGGCAACACUGGGGGCGAUGAGGAUUGUCUGUAUUUAGAUGUUUUCACUCCCCAGGUGAGGUACGAUACUCCAUUGCCUGUAGUUGUCAUGAUUGGCGCUGAAACACUGAGUGGAGGCUCUCCAGGGGUUAUGCAGCCGUCGGCGAAGCUCGCCCGAGUUAGAGAUAUGGUGUUUGUCAGGCCGAACUUUCGCCUUGGUGUACUUGGCUUUUUAUCGGCUAAACCAUUGACAGAAACUACACACCUACCAACCUCGGGUAAUUAUGCACUAUCGGAUAUAACAGUGGCACUCCAGUGGGUUCAGUUGAAUAUUCAAAAUUUUGGUGGCGACGCAAAAUCAGUUACAAUCUGGGGCCAUCGGGCGGGAGGUACUCUCGUUACGUGUCUCUUAGCAGCAACCUAUCCCAUUAAUAAUUUAUUCUCAAGGGCUUGGAUAUCCAGCCCCAGUGUAGCACUUCCAACAAAAAGCCUGGAAAUUUCGGAAAAACUUUCCAAACCUUUUCUUAAUGUUUUGGGUUGUAACGAUGCCAUCUGCAUGAGGAAUAAAACUCCUCAAGAAUUAAUGGAUGCUGAGCCUUCUAAUUGGUACAACACUUCUGAUAAUUCCCAGCUUCCAUCUGCAGAGAGUGAUAAAAUUGCCAAAAACAGACACGAAUGGCUCGUUGUGGAUGGAAUUAUUAUUAAUGAUAAUGUUUACAAUACUUUGAAACAUGUAGGGACUCGUGUUAAAGUCGUUAUGGGAAGUACAGUACAUUCGGCAGGACAAUCGCAGUGGAAAAAUAUCACUACUGGUAUAGAUCAGUCGGAAAUAAUGAAAAUUGUUAAUGAAUCAUUAUUGGGGAAGAUGGGGCUGUCAGGGGAUGUAGCCACACGUUAUAAUGCCACUUUCCACGGUCUUACUACUCUGAUUUCCGAAAUUCGGGUGCUCUGUCCAAUCUAUAAUCUGACUAAUAUGACACCGGUCAAUAAUAUAUCAUUUUAUAUUGCGACUCAACCUCGUUAUGGCCAAUUUGCUGAUGCUGAUAGUGAUGUUGCUGCAAUUCUCGGUUCUUAUACGCUUUUUACGCCUGAAGAAAAACGCCAUCAAUCCGCCAUUCAACAGCUAUUCAACCAGUUUGUCUGGCACAAUCGCAUUAUUGACGCUGCUAAAGACAUUUAUGGUUAUAGUCAUCAGAAUUACAGUCAGAAUGGACGAAAAAUUAUAGUCGUUGGACAGGACAUUCUUCCUCAAUAUGGCUAUCCCAAUUGCGAUUAUUGGAUUAAAAACAAUCUUGUUCCCAAAUAUGCACGAAUUGAUUAGGAACCAAGUUUUUAACUUAUUCACUGCUCAUCAUUCAAAUUAUCGUCCUCAUAGAGAGUAACCUCAUUUUUAUAUCGGCCAAGCCUGAAAUUCUCUCUGCUUUUAAAAGACUGAUUUUGUCUCUGAGGUAAUGAAUAUUGAACAUUUCUCAAACACAUUCCUCUAAAUUGGAUCGCUGUAUAUCGGUAAGAGGUUAUUUAAUCUUUCUCAUGAUAUGUCACCUCCAACCUCCUUCAUCAUUCAUAUUUACUCAUCAACUAAUCUAUUUAUUUAUUCAUUUGUGUGCCUAAUUGUUAAUUCUCGAUUAGAAUGCUGUUGUAUUAGAUGAGCAUUGUAACUAUAACUAUAAUUUCCGAAUUGACACAUCAUUCUACAUUAUGUGAUUUUCCACAGCUUUAAAUCACGGCUAUUUAUAUAUUAGGUGUAAUUAAUAUACCAAGGAUAAUUAAGAAUAAAAUGUAAUGCAAUUUUUUUACAUUUCUUACGAUGGAUAAUCUGAAUUUUUUAUAUGAACAAUAAAAAUCAUCCAUGAAAAUAACGCAAGGUACUCAAUUUUUCCUCAUGAAAAAUCUGAACAUCUGGGAAAUCCGAAAAGUAGGACAAGGAACAAAAUCAACUUAAUACACGACAUACAAUCUCCAGUGUAUUUAUUGAAUCGAAUUACAAGGAAAAUAUCAGAUGCAGCAUUGCUAUGUAAGAUCUUUAUCAUAAUGUCAUUAUCUAAUCACCUUGUUUUUAUUUUAUUUUCUUCACUAUCAAGAAUUUUUUUUAAAUUUCAUUGUUGAAUCCUUUCAUUUUCCAAUACGUGUGCACAACAAUUCAGUAAUGACUACUAAUAAUACAUUUAAAAUUCGCGAAUAUGUCUCAUCCAUUUCGAUUAUUAUAUCAUAAUGUGAUGUUAAUAUUCAUCAAUUUUUCAAGUUUCUCUAUCGACGAUUCAAUAAGAAUAUGUCACGUGUUUGAACAAAUUUUAACUCUUUGGCUUCCGGCAGAAAGUCGAGAAAAAUAGUUCUCGUGUUAUGUAUACGCGCGUGUAUAUUAUUUGACGUAUAAAGUAUGGUGACAACUAUAGUGAAUAAAAUUCGAUAAACAUGUUUAUUUCUUAAUAAGCGUGAUUUG